This is a messenger RNA of Hymenoscyphus albidus, 1898 nucleotides long. The record is from the annotation of a GenBank genome assembly. NCBI's taxonomy places the organism in Eukaryota, Fungi, Ascomycota, Leotiomycetes, Helotiales, Helotiaceae.
AUGUCAAUUUCGAAUUUGUUGCAACGACUUGAAGUGAAGCCUACUGAUGAUGAAUUCGAGAGCAUCCAGACCAGUAGGUGGGGAAAUAAGGAUGUUUAUCCUGUAGCUCACGACAAGCGAACUUAUGGUGUUUAUGCAUUUGUUAGUUAUUGGGGUAUGUUUUUCUGCUUACUCUAUCCUUUCGAGGAAACAAUGCUAACCUGCCAUAGGAACCUGCGGUAUUUGCUUGUCGUCGUGGACCAUUGGUAGUAGUUUGAUUGGAAUUGGCCUCACUCCUGGACAAGCAAUGGCUUCUGCGGUAUGGAAAUCCGAGCAUUCCUCAGAAUGCGAUGAAUACCGACCAAUAACGAUCACUAGACGAUUCGUAUGCUCUUGGCCAGCGGCACCGCUUUUCUGAAUGGUACACCUGGUGCAAAACACCACUUAGGCUAUGGCAUGCUCAGUCGUGCCGCUUUCGGGCUUUUGGGGCUCUUACUUUUGUAUUAUGCUGAAUGUUUUUCAAUAUUUUGUUUUCUACGUGAGUAUUUCCCAGGAAGAGCAUUGGAACCAGAUACUGAUCAAUUGCAGGGUACUCAAAUGUACUUUGGUGGUCAAGCUUUUGUUAUCAUUUUGAACUCGAUAUUUCCGACCUUUUUGCGAAUGAAGAACACACUUUCACCAAGGUAUGUCAAAUUUGAUACUGUUAGUGCUAUGGUGCUAUGCUGACUAUUUAGUGCUGGUAUCACGACUCCAGGUUUAAUUGGAUUCGUACUAUUUAUCAUCCUCUACUUCCCAAUCAUCUACUACAUCCCAGCAUAUAAAAUUCAAAAGCUUUUGGAGGUACAGAUCGUAAUUGCGACUGCUACUCUGCUGGGCAUCAUGGGAUGGGCGGUACAUGUAAGCCUCUGUCCUGAAUAAAUCUUUGGAAGAAGUUAAUGCUAACAGGUUUGAAGAUGAACGGUGGAAGUCCGGGAGAUCUAGUAUCACCAGCUAUCAAACAAACUUACCAAAGCCGAGACUGGACUUCGUAUUAUGCAAGGCAUCACAUCUGUCGCCGGGACAUAUACAGGAGGAAGCGAUCGGGUAUCAGACUGGACGCGGUACGGACGAGCGAGACACACAUCCACGCCUGCAAUUCUUGUCCUUUUUAUAACUGUAAUCCUUACCGCAUUAGUCGGUGUGAUCUCCACCUCAGCCCUCUCAAAGGUCUAUGGCGAAAUACAAUGGAACCCUCUCAUAACACUACAAACCGUGCAAGCAACAACUUAUACACCGCUCUGUCGCGCAGGCUCUUUCUUCGCAGGUCUCGGUCUCCUCUCCGUAACCGUUUUCGUGAACUACACCCAGAACUGCGUCAGUUCAGGAAUGGACAUCGCAAUGCUCUGUCCACGAUAUUUCUCCCAACGGCGCGGGGCAAUCAUAUUCUCAAUUUGCGGUGUCCUCGCACAACCAUGGCGAUUCCUUACUGGAUCCGCGACUUUCAUAACCGUACUCUCGUCAUUUGGAGUCUUCAUGUCCCCGCAGCCGCCAUCCUUAUCGUCGACUUCUGGAUCAUACGACGCACGAAAUGGGACAUCCCCCAGCUCUACCAGCCCGGCGGGAUCUACUGGUUUACCGGCGGUGUCAACUGGCGCGCUAUGGUGGCUUACUUUAUGGGCAUGUGGCCUGCGCUUCCGGGGUUUGUGGAGGCGGUGGGGGGUUUGCAAGUUGAUAUUGUUUGGAGACGAUUUUAUCAGAUUAGUUACUUUUUUGGGUUUCUGGUUGCGGGGGGACUGUUUUGGGGAUUUAACCUCUUGGGUCCGGUGCCGAAGGGGGGACAGGUGGAUUUUGAUGUUGAUGGGCAUGUUAUUGAGGGGGUCGAGGCCGUGGAUGAGGAGAAGAGGGGGCUGGAGAGCUUUGUCGGGAAGGUUGUUGAUUAG